AUGGGCAACAAAACGAUGUCGUUAGCAACAACAAUUGCCACAUUUAUCUGCUCGUUGCUCGCAUGCCACCCGAAAUCAACAUUGAGAAAAAAGGAGCUUCUAAUCAAGCUUCGUGAUUUAGCCCAAACCCCAAAAGGGAAAGAAGAAGUCAAUAAGCUUCUUGGAAGAGAUCAAGAGUUGCGCUGCUGCACAACUACAUUUCUGUCCCUCAAAGUCGUCGACCAGGAAUCUAGCCUUGUGCAGCACUAUCUUUCCGAUGAGCAAUUAAAGAAUGAGACCCAUCGAAGGCAAUUAGACGAUUUGAUUCUGAAUCGUACGAGUUACAACGAUUUCCUUCAAGGAAAUAGUGGUAAAGAAUUUCGCAUGGAAUGGUUUGGAAAGAGGAAAGAACAGCAGCUUUCAAAAGAUGAACUUUUAGUCCUGUCAAUUAAUCUUUGUUUGGCAGCAAGAGAUAGUGUGUUACUAGGUGAUUCUAUUAAGCUAUGGAAAAAGAGUGAGACCCUGCUAAGAAACCACAAAAGGAGGCUAAUGGGGCGUUUCGAAGCAUUUAAGGAGGGCAGCGAUUCAAGACUAUCAAAUGCGGAGAAACCGUAUCAAAGUACGCUGGAUCAAGUGGUGGUCCCAAUGGCUGUCAAAAGGAAGCACCGCUUUGUUUCCUUGCCUUGCUCAAAAGUGUCCCGGUACAAUGGUCAAACGUCUGCAGAAGAAAAUGACAAUCGAUCGUCUGACAUUUGCAUAGAACAACCUGUGGAGGGUCUCUCAUCAUCAGAAGGAGGCCAGGCUUCUGCAAAGGAAGAUCAUAACAAUCGAUUGUCUAUCAUUUGCAUAGAACAGCCUGUGGAGGCUGCCACAUCAGAAGAAGAAGUCACCGUGAGUGCGCCAUCAAAUCCAUAUCGCCCAACAAUUGAAGAACGUGAAAGGAUAUUUCGCCAAGAGAUUGCACGCCGAGGCUUACAAGCUGCCUUUGCCGCAAUGACGGAAACUCAUUCCACAGCUUCGGCAUUCUACGUUAAUCGGAAGCAUUUUGUUCAAGUCCCAGUGAGUAGCUCAAUGCAAUUGUAUGCCAGAAAUGCCAGAAACAGAAAAUGGGUUGAGAAAGCUAUUCAGAUUUCUAGCAACAACCUCUCAGCGAAUGAAAAAUCUGCAGCUCUCCUCACUUAUAUUUCAAAAACGUAUCCCGGCGGAUUUGACCUCUUUAUGAAACAAUACAACGUAAAAGGUGCCUAUGCUCAUCCUACCUAG
Cylindrotheca closterium is the source of this 1242-nucleotide messenger RNA. Lineage: Eukaryota; Bacillariophyta; Bacillariophyceae; Bacillariales; Bacillariaceae. The record is from the annotation of a GenBank genome assembly.